AUGGAAGGAAACAGGUCAAAAAGAAACUCUUUCUUCUUCUUUUCUGGAGGCAGCAAAGGUACGUCAAAUUCAAGUAAGGAGGUGACGAAGAAUACAUUCAAGAGUCCCCUCAGCAAGCCUCCUUUAGGAAAUACCAAUUCCUUUUCCACAAGCAGUAAUGAAACACAACUUAAGGACGCUAUAGAAGAACGUACUAUCAAAAGUCACUAUGAAGGAAGUGAAGAUGUUAAUGAAAAGCUUAGUAAAAACCUGGCGCAAGCAGUUGCACAUACAGCAGAAGGCCCAAUUCCUACUCGGAAGGCGAGCGUAAUAAUGAGAAGACCCCCACCACCAGUCAUCGAUAUAAGUGCGCUAAAUAUCAGGUCAAGUCCUGAUAAAUCAAACGAAACUUUGUCUGCAUCUGUAAGCAACAAGACAGAUACAGGAACAGCUUCCCCUCCAUUAAAACCUUCAGAGGACUGCAAUAUGAAAGCACACAAGCGCCAAAAAUCUGAAAUUGAUCAGCUAAUGGAUGAUUUAGAGAACUUCGAAAAAGAGCGGCGGGCCAAUCUUGAGGCAGACCUCUCACUCCACUCAGUUCCUUCAAAGGAAGAUGUUCCCGUCGUGAACAGUACAUUUGAUAACUCAAGUUCAGAGCUCAAUAGCCCAAUUGCAUAUGUUAGUUCUCUCAACCUCGGUGAGUCAAAGCAGAGCUUGAUUACAGCGGAGAGAGACACUCAUGAACGGCCUUCGAAUUUGAGUUCUUUGGAAAGCACCGACCGGUAUGUAAACAGCUCAGACCAAGAGGGUGAUGCUUGUCAAGAUGACCAAUUUUCUUUUACAGAUUCACAUGGUGAAUCCGUCAUGGACCUACAACAAAUUUCCUACAAUAACGCUGGAAAAUCUGUGCCCGUGACAUCCUCUUUUAGGUAUACAUCUGCAGACCAGCCUAAAGCGUCUCUGAAAAACAAUUAUAUUGUAUCAAAUAAUACCUAUCAAGAGGAUCAAGCGGACAUAACGGCGCCAGAUUUCGAUGAUCGCAUUAAUGAAGAGCAGCCGAGACAAUUUCGCGUAGUGAACAAUGAUAAGGCGAGCUUCUAUCUCAAUGAAGAAAGCAGCACGACAGAAGAUGAUAUGAAUUCGUUUAGUGCAAUAGAAAGUGCACCUUUUUCGCAAUCCACAUCUUCUCACAAAGCACUUAGCUUUGAAAGCUCCCAAACGAGAGGUCUAUCAAAAGAUUCUCGAAGUGAGGAGAAAUCGUCUUUUCACCAUGAUCCAAGCACCUCGACUGAUGAAUUAAUUCCCAGCACUGUUGAAGCUACCCCUAGAUCUCAAAAUCUCAGUGAUGCAACACAAUCAUCGGGUGUUAGCGGAAAUUCAAUGAAUGUUCAGCAAGAUAAAACCGUUCGAUUGGUUUCCAGCUAUGUAGAAGAAUUGCGCUUGAAGUAUUUUCCAACAUCAAAUUCACUACAACCACCUCCUGACCUACCGCAUGCUUUAAAAUCUAAGAACAAUCUGGAACAGCCGCAGAAUAUAAAAGUUCGAAUCAGAACUAGUUCGAAGCAAAUAGGUAUUAAGCACGGUAAAGCGAAACAGAAGUUACUGUCAUUAGAAACAACUAGCGAAGAAAAAGAAAACCAGGCUUCUGAUAUUAUUGGAAGUUCUCCUAAUGCUUCUACAAAAGUUGACCAUACAAGGGAAUUUCACGAGCUUUUCGGCAAAACUAAUUUGCAAGCAACAGAAAACAUCUCACCUGAUGAUGAUGACAUAUUUCUCAAUGAUAUCCCCGGUGACGAGGCUUAUGAUAGUGAUGAUUUGAUGGCACCACUACGAGAGCGCAAGGACGAUACUGUGAUGUUUAUUGGCGAAGACUUGACUCUUGACGGACCCACUAGCAAUCGAAUUGGAAGAAGUGACACUGUUACUAGUUAUUUUACAAGAAAAGCUAACAGACUGCGGAGUGGUACUCUUGAUCUAAACUACAAAUAUUUACCCAAACUUCCAAUUGACGCUUCCAUGGAUGAUUAUUCUAACCAACAGUAUGAACAUGACUACGCUACUCUCAAGCAUGCUUCUGUAGAUAAGGAUACCAUGUCAAAUGAUGAUAAUGAGGACGUAUACUAUCCUUCCAAUUAUAAUGGUGGAUUGCAUGUAACAAACCAGAGUUCUGAUAGUGACUGA
Messenger RNA from Lachancea fermentati, 2160 nucleotides. The record is from the annotation of a GenBank genome assembly. Lineage: Eukaryota; Fungi; Ascomycota; Saccharomycetes; Saccharomycetales; Saccharomycetaceae.